CAACUGUCAUUUAAUAUCAAAAACUGUCACUAAUACCGUCUCCGGCCAUCGAGGUCCUACAAGCCCUCCAUCCCUGCCCCUGGUUCUACUCUGCACUCCGACUUCGGAUGAACUCCAAGUGCCAUCAUCUCUUAAUGGAAACUUUUACCCCGUCAGAUCAACCCAAGGAAAAGGAGCUCAGGAGACUCUUAGACGUCGUGAAAUGUUUGUAUAGACCUAGAGACUCGGAGUUAGAGACGUUGGCGGUGCAUCAAGCACUCCUUUGCCCGCGGGUGCGAGAUGUCCUGCACGAUACCUACAACCAGGCAUUGUUCGUAAGACUGCCGGUGGAAGUCCAGGUUAUGAUCGCCCGAUUUACAGGUCCCGUUUGGUACUUGACCGUUCUUGCAGAAAUUCGUCCGCUGUUCGAGGAGGUGAGGCGUGCUCCUCCCCAUCCUCGACAUCUAAGUUUGACACACCCGGCUUAUGUGACUCGUCUCGAGUACCAAGGACACUCUUACCUAUCCGGGAUACGCGGCAAGGGGUCUAGAUAACGGAUCAAUAAUCGGCUGCAACGCAUUAAUUUACCGCGUCGGGUCGAGAAAGUAGUCACUAGUCAUCUCCGCCGAUCAUGUUGGUGUGCGAGGGGUGCAAUUCCUGGACCGGACUUCGACACCUACUCUCGACGGAUCAC
This is a messenger RNA of Aspergillus versicolor CBS 583.65, 673 nucleotides long. RefSeq lists its product as uncharacterized. NCBI's taxonomy places the organism in Eukaryota, Fungi, Ascomycota, Eurotiomycetes, Eurotiales, Aspergillaceae. The transcript has a single exon. The record is from RefSeq and is a predicted model, not a curated record. Bases 108 to 533 code for a protein of 141 amino acids.